Cylicocyclus nassatus is the source of this 1210-nucleotide messenger RNA. NCBI's taxonomy places the organism in Eukaryota, Metazoa, Nematoda, Chromadorea, Rhabditida, Strongylidae. The record is from the annotation of a GenBank genome assembly.
AUGGCGACGAAGCUUUGGUGGGCACCACAAAAGCCGCCAAACACAGCAAGUGGUGCCAGACUUAUCCUGCACUUUGCAGAUAGAAAGAGCAGAUUUGACAUGAUCUCACUGAGAAACAAUUGCAGACUCACUGGAGUAACCAGUAACAAAGGGGUAUCGUGCUUUGAUGUUGAGACCGGAACAAGAAAACGAUGCAUUAUGCGUGGACACGACGAUAAACCAACAUCUAUCUGUUUCAUACAACCAAUAGCUAGUAAAAAUCAACAGUUUGCCACUGGAGACGAAUCAGGCGAGGUUCGGACAUGGGACUUCCGGGCGGAUGUUCCUAGAAUUUGCUCUUGGAAGGAGCAAGAGGAGAAUAUCAAUGCGCUGAAAACCGAUACACGUCACAACUUACUUUCUGCCUCGUCGGAUGGUACACUUGCUGCCUAUGAUGUUCGAAAGCGGAAACUUCGUAUGAAGAGUGAGACGAUGCAUUCUGAGCUCGUUAGUCUGUGCGUGACUGAUAAGUAUGUUUAUGCUGGUGGGCGUGAUGGUUACCUUGAAGUUUUCGUACAUGGUGAUUAUGGGAAUAUCUUGGAGAGGAUUGAAACCGGAUUUGAAAUGGGUGUGGAUGACGUCGUUGAACUAAGAAAUGGCCUUCUUCUCACUUGCAGUGGUAGUUCUGAUAAGCUGAGGCUGAUCAAUGUUAUGCCUACAAAGAAGUUGGGAGUUGCUGGAACCCAUGGUCAUGACGAUGGCAUCGACCAACUUAUGGUGACUCCUGAUGGGUCCACUUUGAUUUCAAUGUCUACAUUUGCUGAAUCUGUGAAGUUUUGGCCUCUGGAUCCUAUUCUGAAGAAAGUCCCAGUCCUUCGCGUGGUGGACAUAAAUAAGCGAAAACCGGUUGUGAAGGAAGGAUUCUUUGACGAUAUCAUGGAUAAGAAGAAAAAGAGAAGAAUGGAGGAUUCUGACGAGGGAGACGGCGCUGCCGUGAAUGGUAACGCAGAAGAGCAGUCCGACGAGGAAGUUGAUGAAGACGAGGAGGAGGAUGAGGAUGGGGAUGAAGAAGAGGAAGAAGAUGAAGAUGAAGAAGAAGACGAAGACUAGAUGAUCUAAGCUUUACUUGUUCCUGUAUUAGCCAACUUUAUUAUGCAUGUUGUCUGUUGAAUUUUUGUUAUGUUUAAACUCUUUUGUGGUUGUGGCUGUACAAAUGAAGUUCUAAUUUGUC